Molecule: messenger RNA, 3013 nt
Organism: Rhopilema esculentum
Lineage: Eukaryota; Metazoa; Cnidaria; Scyphozoa; Rhizostomeae; Rhizostomatidae
Product: ras-related protein Rab-9A
Biological process (GO): retrograde transport, endosome to Golgi
Cellular component (GO): lysosome; late endosome; phagocytic vesicle
Molecular function (GO): GTP binding; GTPase activity
Source: RefSeq, a predicted model, not a curated record
CUUCGUCACGAGCAUUUUCAAAGAACUUCUGGCCUAGAAAGAAGGUGCGAUGGCUGGUAAACCAAACUUCUUAAAAGUCGUCAUUCUUGGAGAUGGCGCAGUUGGGAAAAGUGCUCUUAUGAAUAGGUUUGUUAACAACAAAUUUGACAGUCAGUCGUUCCAUACCAUUGGCGUAGAGUUUCUGAACAAGGACGUUAAAGUCGGAGGUGAAAUUUUCACUUUGCAAAUCUGGGAUACGGCAGGGCAAGAACGUUUCAAAAGCUUGAGAACUCCUUUUUACCGAGGAUCAGAUAUUUGCAUUCUUGUUUAUUCUGUAGAUGACUCCCAAAGCUUCAUUAAUUUGGAAACUUGGAAGAAUGAGUUCCUGUACUAUGCUGAUGUUAAAGAUGCAGAUAAUUUUCCUUUCAUAGUUCUGGGAAACAAAAUCGACUUGCCAAAUAGGGCAUUAGAACGAGGGGAGGCAGAGAAAUGGUGCGGUUCGAACUCUUUUCCUUACUACGAAACGAGCGCGAAAGAUGCAACUAAUGUCGAUUUAGCUUUUGUUGCAUCUGUAGAGAGACUUAUGAAAAUUGAGCAACAAUUAGACAAGCAAAUGAAAGGGAACGGUUUCAGCAGUGUGAAUUUGAAUAAACAUCGCAGAGACGAGCCCCCAGUGGAAGGGAAACGCUCUGGAUGCUGCUAAUGCUUAGCGUCCAAUCAACACCAUAACGACUUUGGUAAUUAUCGAGUUAUCUUAAAAUGAUAUUCAUUAAAUUGUAAAUUUUAACGUCGAAUAGUCCAGGGUUAUAUGCUACUCAAUUGUUAAUUUAACCCUUGAUCAAAUUUUUUCAAUAUUUUUCUUGAAGUUCAUAGUGUUGGUUCCAAGUGUCAAGGUUUAGGGCCACAAUUUAAUUUUUCACGCAACACACUUUUUUCUAUCAAAGCAAGGCAUUUUACCAAUUCAUGAGUAAUUCACCAAAAGAGAAAAAUUACAAAAUUGAUCCUACCAAAAAGUGGAAGGCAUUGAUGCACUAGCAUGCCUCUAAUACAAGGCUUAUCAAUAGGCACUGUGCUCACAGGGGGUUUCCAGGUCCCAUUUAUGACAAAGUUGACGAGCCAUUUUUUGUUUGGCAAUAAGUCUCAAAAUUUGCCAACUUAGCACUCUUGAGUGGCAGGAAACUUCUUGUUUUUGCAAUGUAAUGUUUUGUCUGAGGGUUUGUCAUUUAGCACUUAGCAGUGGCCAUGUCUAGUAAACUGAUCCUGACCCAAACCCUAUCAGCAUGAAUGGUAUGGAAGGGGGACACCCUGCAGAGAGUUAUGCUACUGCAUUUGUGCCAAGCUGGGGGAUGUGUCCCCAUCCUCCUAUGAUAUUUGCAUUAAUAUUUCAUGAAUAUGCUCUGUUUUGACUAAGCCAUGAGCUGUAACAAAACAGCAGCUUCAUUUUUGUCAAUUUCUUUUUAAAGAAAAUUUCUGGUAGACACUACACAUCAAGUGAUUACAAAUAAUAACACAUGUUGCAGAGAAAAUAAAGGACAGUUACAAAGUUCUAAGAUAUUUUUUCUUAACUAUAUAUGUUGUGGAACCAUUCAGGCUCAUGCCAAAACAAAUGCAGGUAGGCAUUCUAUCUCAAUGGACUUUCUUGAUCCAAUAUGGAUCUGCUAUCCAUACCAUUUUGGGAUCGCUCUUUCUGGUGUAGUUGUUGGGAUCUGUCUCAUUUGAGAUACAAUGUAAACAUCUGGUACAAAUGGGAACAGAUCAGAAACAAGAAAAUUAUGAUCAUUGGCUAGUUACAGUGUUUUAUAACCUUUAUUACCACGAAAAAGCAAACAAUAUGCAUAAACAUUGUAUCUUCAAAACAUUUUUAUCUAACUAUGGAAACAUGUUUUUCGAAUGAUAAAAAACAAUUCAUCAAACAGGGUGAGCACAAAUCCCCAGGUCUAUAAUUUCUAUUAUGGCUUUGCUUCAAGCUAUCCAGCAAUGUUCCACUGUAAACAUGGAGUGCUUGGACCCAUUCUAACUAAAAACACCAAUAAUAAUUGGAUUGGAUCAAAAGUAGAUCUGUAGCCAUUGGGGUCUGUUAGUAUAAAUGUGGUUUAAGUUUGAGGCUGACUAAAUAACAGGGUAGGAUAAUUCUAGUACUGUGGCACAUGGCUGUGCAUUUAAUGUGGAUGUUCCUAAAUUGUAUACUUUGUUCAGACUGCUGAGUACUGUUUGCACAGGGAAAUGUGCAUUGACACAUAUAGUUAAAGCCCAUUUUUCUUCAAUUUUAGUGGAUACUCCACUCACCUUAACCAAGCCAAAUUUGAAAAGGCCUUUUCAAAAUUAAAAAGGUGUGUGUACUCUGAACAUAUACAAAGGCCAACAGUCUGAACUAGACCUGUACAUUUUCAUCCUGAAUUUAUUUAUCAUGGUUGUUCUUUUUAAGAAACCUCUUGCUCAUUGGAAUGUUGUUUUGACAAAAAAUUGAAAUUUUUUGAUUGAAUUUUUGAAUUCAAAGUGCCAUUUAACUCUCUUUUUCAUUGGUCUUAUUUUUUGUGUUUUUUAAAUAUAUAUUUUUCAACUUUUUCUAAGCCAUCCACAUAUCGGCUCUACCAUGGUAUUUUGAAUAGCACAACCAUGUUCCAAACAGUAUUAGGAUCAUCACUGCACUCUCUGUUGAAAUAAUAUUGAUUUUUCACACUAAAUGAAAUUUUCUUGUUUAAAAUAUUAUCCAUUAUCUUAUUUUUUAAUUCAACUGUGUGGCAUUUUUGUUGGUUUUUGCAUUAGAUUUCCUAUAAUUUAGUUCUUGUAGUUUUUAGCUUGGUUUCAAUGUUUUUUAUUUUCCAAAUUUUCCUAUCCAAUCAAAUUUAUUUAAAAAUUGUUUUAAUACUCAUAUGUAAUCAAGAACACAAGCUUUUAUUGUGACUUUGAGAUGAUAAACCUCCAUGCGGCCCUCUUCCUGCCCCACCUUUGAUAGGGGUCCCUCAAAAAAGUUAAAUUUCAGAGCUAUUGAGCAUGACCCAGAAAUUAACUCAUGCAAAGCAAAGAUCAUUGC